Messenger RNA from Sceloporus undulatus (fence lizard), 9874 nucleotides. It is a transcript of the gene FAM219A, whose product is annotated as family with sequence similarity 219 member A. Bases 222 to 776 code for a protein of 184 amino acids. Lineage: Eukaryota; Metazoa; Chordata; Lepidosauria; Squamata; Phrynosomatidae. The record is from RefSeq and is a predicted model, not a curated record. The transcript is spliced from 6 exons.
CCUGAGGCCGGCGUCUGAGGGCAGGGCGGGGGCUGAGUCACGGAGGCGCCGCUGCUGCUGCUGCUGCUGCGAAGAGCGAAGGAAGGAGCGGCCUCCUCCUGAGCCUCGGAAGGGGAUGAGGCAGCCUCCUCCGCCGGCGAGAGAGCCCAGGCGGCCCUGAGGCGACGACGGACGGCGCCAUCCUCCCGGCCUUGCCUUCCUCCUCUUCCUCCGCCGCCAAAAUGAUGGAGGAGAUCGACCGCUUCCAGGUGCCCGCCGUCAGGGCCGAGAUGCAGCCGCUGGAUCCAGCAGCAGCAUCAAUCUCUGACAGAGACUGUGAUACAAGAGAGGGAGAUACUGUAGCUAUGAAUUACAAACCAUCCCCGCUACAAGUGAAAUUAGAGAAACAGAGAGAGUUGGCUCGGAAGGGGUCUCUGAAAAAUGGUAACAUGGGGAGCCCAGUCAACCAGCAACCCAAAAAGAACAACGUCAUGGCCCGAACAAGGCUGGUUGUACCUAACAAAGGCUAUUCCUCAUUAGAUCAAAGUCCUGAUGAAAAGCCAUUGGUAGCACUGGACACAGACAGUGAUGAUGACUUUGACAUGUCCAGAUAUUCUUCCUCGGGAUAUUCUUCAGCUGAGAUCAACCAGGACUUGAACAUCCAGCUGCUAAAAGAUGGGUAUCGGUUAGACGAGAUCCCAGACGACGAGGACCUCGACCUCAUUCCCCCAAAGUCGGUCAACCCCACUUGCAUGUGCUGUCAAGCCACCUCCUCCACUGCCUGCCACAUUCAGUAACGAAAUGAGGGAAGCCUGGCGAGGGGAGAUCAGUGCUUUCCACUAUAACUGUAAAACUUAACAGCCAUUGCUUCCUCCUAUGGUAGGACGUGCACCUCUUUGUGUUCAUGGAGCCAGGAGAAACCAAAAAGGGGAAAAAAACAAAUAAUAAUAAUAAUAAUCAUUUUAUGAUCCUCUUCUCAUUUUAAAAAUUUUAAAACUACACUGAAAUGAGCUGUGAGGUGCUAGGAGUGGAUCCUUGGUCAAGUGCAUAUUUUAGAUCCUCUUGGCCCUGGGCCCAGCUUCUAAGAUUCCUGUACAGGAUUUGGAGUGGGUGUGGGAGUCAGAUGAGCUUGCUUCAGGUAUCCCUACCUGCCAUUGUUCAUUCCAUCUGCAGGAGCUGAAGUCAGAGUCUGAAAAGCCUCUGCCCAGGCAGGGAAUAAUGGAGUGAAAUUCAUUUUUAAUGGUCUGGCCCUGAUAUGGAAGAUAGGAGUAGGAAUGGAGGAUCAUUGAUAACGUCUAGUUGGUGAGGUGGAAUUGACUUUUUAAAAAAAGUGAUGGUGGUAUUUGCAGCAUGCUUCCAAAUAAGUAAAACUAACCAUAGUAAAAAUGCAGCACACAGUCUAGUAAGAGUAUACAAAAUUGCAGCCUACCCAUACCUAGUUGAGUUUACUUUAUGUUUGCAGUCUCGAACCCUAGCAAUGUGAACGCUCAUGUAGUCUGACAGGAUUGUGCUGUCACCUAAAAUUCCCAUGAUUGGAAAGUUGAGCAGAAGAGUUUGUAUGGCUCUGGUGAGCAGAUGGAACUUUUUUCUUGAUCCUUUCAUGUCCAGUAAGAGGUUUUUCAAAGGGUGGAAUGCCAUGCCUUUCUUGAGCAAAACCAGAGUUCUCUAGAUCUGCAGUUCCAGUUCCUGCCCUGCAUGGGGCUUACUGUAUGUCAGAGCCAGGAGGAGCUGUGAUGUGUUUAUAACAGGACUCUACAUUCAAGGGAAGGUGCCUGACCCUUUACAAGAACAAAUCUCCCACCCCCAACAUAUUUGGGAGUGGAAUUUCUGUUUAACUCUUCACCUCUCUAGAGCUAAGUGGCCAGUCCUUGGAGCUGUGCCUGCUUGAUUGUCACCACACAAAACGUUAAUGUCAGGAAAGGAUGGUAUGUUUGUGACACAGAGAAAAACAGACCACGCUUGCUGCUGUUCCUCACAACAACCGUGCCUGUGUUGCCCCUUACAUUAACAAACCGGUGUGAGGAGUGCCCCUUCACUUAGCAGCAUUACUAGUAUAGUUAGUGCUUGGGUCAAAUGUUUCUCCAGCAUGCAUAUGACAAGGGACCAUAAGUGCUAAAAAGGAGCAAUACAGGAAAAAAUGGUUUGACUUUUCUUCUGCCCCAUCCACUCUCCUUUCUGAAGAUGGGCUGUAUCAUGCUUUGUGACUGCAUAGUUAAGUUCUUUUUUAUAAAAAUAAAAAUCAGUACAAGCCCUGUUCAGAAGGCUCUGUUACUCAAGCUUCAAGUGCCAUUCACUCUUGACAGAAUAGAUGGCCCCUGUUCCUGUCAAUGCCAAGUUUUCUGCCUUGAGUAGAACAUCCAUUCCACCCUUGUGAAUAGUACUUGUGAAUAGUUACAAGUGUAUUAGCUUCCCCCUCAUAAGCACAAAAAGUGGCCUGUAGUCUCUUUCUACCCAGUAUGGUGUUGCAGCCUAUGGAGACUACAUAUUCCAACAUGCUACACAAGUCAGACAUUUAUAGAUCAAUCCCUAGGUUUUGUGAAGCAGAGUUGGAUGUGGGGUCUCCGUCCUGGCAGUUAUCGCAGAAUAGCAGAAAUAAGAAGUUUUUUUAAAAAAAUAAUUAGCACACUCAUGUUUUGGAAAUUGGUGACAUCUAUUCUGUGUAGCUGAGUAUUUGAGAUGAAGGGCCAACACAAAAUCUUCUGCAUCCAGCUAAAAAUUAGCUGCAAAUGAGGGACAAAAGCCCACCCAAGACUGAACCCUUCAUUUCCUAAACUCUAACCAGAGUGAAAUGAUAUUAUCAGAAAUAAAACUUGGGCCUAGGAGGAUUGACUUGGAGAAAACAUCUUCAUCCCUUUUUAAGAGCUUCUACCUAGAGAUUAAAAAGUAAUCAAUAUCUAAUUUUCACUUGUGGUUUACAAUUAUUAACACACAUACAAUCCCAGAUCUUUGCUUUUGCACUACUUAACUUUUCCCUCCUCUCUCCCCUUUUGUAUUUCCUUAUUGUAUUUUAUCUUCUGCCAGGCUUCUGGAUUGUGAAAGGACUAUGCUUUGAACCAGAGUGAAAUGUGCUAAUUAUGUACAGAAGAGAUGAAAUUGACAAAUAUUAUUCCCAUGUGCUUUCUAGUUUAACUGCAAGCUCUCCUACCUGGUGUAUGUUUUCCACAAACACCAGUGAUAGUAUUGCUUUUGCUCAUCUCCAUCUUCACCAAAGUCCUUGAUGGUGGCAGUUUUAAUGAGGUCAGUGCAGAAACAUAAAAUGGGGGGGAAAUUUUGGCUUCUCCUGGCUCCAAGGUUUUGUGUCUGUAUGUUUCUGAGAAGGGGACAGAUUCCAGUAUGGAGACGAUUAUAUUGUUGUGUUGCCAUCAGGAAAGCUGAAUGUAUUGAAAGAGCCUUGUCAACUGUCACAGAGAGUGUCCCAACCAACCUGCUAUGCUGCCAUGUCCUGGGGACAUUUCACACAUUACAGAGGCCAACCUGGAUUUUGCCACAGUGUAUACUGUUAAAAGACGUUACAGUAAAUCACAGCUCCCUGAUGAACAUACCUAUAGUAUGCACAUACUUGCAAGCAUUUGGUGCUAGUGUUUACGUACACACUUGCCAUUGUAGGUGGCCAUUUAAAACAUCUUAGGGGUGUGCCUGAAAACUGUAACACAUCAAGUAACCUUCAUAUGGAAUGUGAAGCCACUUCUUAUGAAUGUGAUAUCAUGGUUGGUAGGCCAUCUGGGAAAAUGGUUCAGAAAGGCUCAACCUUUCUCCCCCUUACCAAGCCUCACAUAUAGGUUCCAAGCACCCCCCUUUCUGUUUUAAGCAUCUAAGAAGAAGAGCAACACUUAAAGCUUGCACAGAUUUACUUGUCAUGGAGAUCCAUGAUGCUAUUGCGGCUGAAAGGAAGGAAGCAAGGAAUAAAGUCAGGAGGCUUCGGUUAGACAGAGGAUACCUGAACUAAUAAGAAAGUGUUGUCCCAAACAGUCCUGUCUGGCAAGAAAGUGGCAUGUUCCCAGAAGAUAAUACUCCUCACAAGCAAAGUGGUCUUCUAGAAAGACUUGCUGUCUUGAGAUAGAUGCAUCACAAAUACCAUCUAGACUGCCUUGGCUUGUAUGACAGCAUCACACCAAGUAACGGAGGGGCCUAUUCUCACCCACGGCUAACAGGGCCAUACAAAUCCCUGUGAAGUUUAACUGCUGAAAAUGUACAUUUAAGCUGGAAGCCUUUAUUAGUCGUCAGUUAGUCUUAAUUGAAGGCAAGCCUCUAAUUUCAUGUCAAUGAACUUGAAUCAUUGGAUUUUUGUGAUUGCUGCUUCUAGGAUGAAAUUGGGGGAUUUGUGACAGUUCCCAAGUUGCUUUAGAGUCAUUGUUCCACUUGUUAGUCAUCUUGCUUCUUUCUUCUACUGGACAGGUGUGGAAGAGCAAGCUGCUGCAGGCACAUAGUCUCUCAUCACUGUGUGUGUUUCCCACACAGAGAGAGAAUAAGGUCCCAGCCUUUGCAGCUGAUAGAAGGUGAAGUGCCCCUACUUCAUUAGGUAAGAGGAUGACGUUUUGCAUGCAGGUGGAGUUGUGGACUCUCUUCCUAGGCAUUUACCUCAUUUGCCUGGCCUACAGGUUCUGCUGUGACACUGUGCUGAAUCUAGUCAGCCUUGGUGGCUGUAGAAGGACAGAAGGCAGGGAGACUUGCUGGCCAAGAAAACCUAAAUUAGAAAGAAAUGGGAAUCUUAUCAUUCUCCUGUUCCAAACUAGCAUCAACUUGAGUAGCUUGUGUACCUCUUAUGCCCCCAUCUGACAACAUCCUGCCUGAGAGGCUGAUAACAAAUAACUGGAGAUCUUGAAAGAUGGUCAUUUUGGCUGGGCAAGGAGGUGGAGUUGCUGCCUUAAGUCUUUGUAAGGGAGAACAAGUAGCAACAAGGGUGAACUCAAUAAAGCUCAGAAGGUUCUUUAAGGGUGUACCUACUGAUGCCUACCCUUGCUUCUCUUCUUCAGACAAUACUCAUUUCCUAUAACUGGAAAACAGGAGGAGAAGAUUGAUUAGAUACUUUCAUCGAAAGACCAUGGAAACAGCUGCUGCUAUUACUUAGAAGCCUGUGAGUGCAGGUAGUAAAAAACUGACUCAAUGAGCCAUUUACAUUUAACUACCCAGCUCCAUAGAGACCACUACUCCAGUUUUCUGACAAGGUUGAUUCAACAGCCUACCUGCCAGGAUUUGCAAGAGGCAAAGGGAGAAAAGAAUACUCCCAGCAGGUUGUGCAACCAAAAUGUUUUUGUUGUUGCUAUUUAUCAGUUAGUAGUUAUGGCACACAUUCUAGAAUUUUAGGCUUUUGAUGCCUUUGCAGCACAACAUCCUGACAACUAAGAGCUAAAGAAAGAGAUUGAGAGAUGCCGCAAGCAUGGGAAAUGGCAAAGCUGAAUUCACAGGAUCACAGGAUGCUCAGCACUUGUCUAGUAUGAUGGCUGUUGUGUAACCAUCUUGCUUGCAUGUACAAACAUUUCAGUUAGGAGUUCUUAACUUUAUUUGUAUUUGGAAAAGAUGUCAAAACAGCUUCCAGCAAAGAGAGAUUGUGGUUCUGCAGUCUCCUGUCAUCAGAGAAUCCCUUGCAAAUGCUUGGCUAUUUGGAAGGUUUUUAUAUAAGUUGUAAGGAGGCUGUGGUGGCUUAGGCAGGUUAGAAUAAUGCCAUGAAGUUUCAGAAGAGUCACUAUAUCAUAGCCUGACUGGCCCGUAGUCUUUCACUACAUCAUGGCCCAGUGUACAUGGAAAGUGGCUGCUUCACAGUCUGCAAAGCGCAAUUCCCCUCUUCCUUUUCCCAUUCUUAGUCAGUGAGUAGUCUUCUGUUUUCCAGAUCCCACCCUCCUUGUACUUUGGAAAAGAGAGGGUUGAUGAUGGUGACAGCUAUCUUCAAGGGGAAAUGGUGCUCCAUCUUUUAGUUUGCCUCUUACUGAUCAGCCAUUCGUAAUGAUGCAGUAGAUUCUAUAGUGACUUACUGUGAUCUGAGAGCCUAACAUCAAGGGAGAAGAACAUUAUGGUACUUCUCAUUAAUAUUCACACUGUAAACUGGCACAAAAGGCCAUGUAGAGUGGCCCCCUGAGAGGAAACUCAGGUGCUUGAGAGUUCUUUCUAGUAUCUCUGUACUUCUGUUGUUGUUCAUCCUGAUGUCUGAUGUCAUCUUAAUUUUCCAUCUUUACAGGCUCUGUUAAACUAUCAUAGACUGAUUUUUCUGGGGUGCACUGGUGCUUCUUUUAGUCUUUGGCAUGUCAUGAAAAAGCCCUUGGGUGGCUUCAUCAGUUUGCCCCACCUCUAAAAUGCAGAAGGAGAUUAAUUUUUUUAACAUCAGCAUUCCUGCCUCUUGUGCCAUGUCUUGUGUGUAGUCUUUUAGAUACUGCUCUGAUCAGCGCUCAGCUCAGGGUUACACAUCCCAUGAACAGUAUGCGUGUGGAAAGCAGUGGCAUCAGACCUGGAAUGGAGCAUCAUGAUAGGUGCUUAGUACUUAAAUUAGGUGCUUAAACAAGUGGGGAGAAAUACUAAUUAUCUUCUUCUUUGCUGUUAUACCAGUGAUGACUUGGGAGGUCUGUAAAGAUUUGCUCUGAUUGCACCAAAUUCAGGCACAUUUGGCUUUGGUGGAGUGGAUCACCCUCCACUAUCAUUUUGGAGAAUUUCAUUGUUUUUUUAGAAGUACUCAGACUUUGUGUGCUCUUCAAACUCAUUUACUGGGGAGCAUUGCAUUCAAGUGUAGCUCCACUUUCUGGGUUCUUUUUAUUUGGUCCAAUUCUACUCUUCCACAAGUGGUCCAUGUGCAGACCCAUCCAGUGAAAGGUGUGGCCCAGGUUAGAUUAAAAAAUGCUAUCUCAUUUUGGUUGACUAUCUUCUUUUUUUCAAAAUGGGACUACUUCACCCAUGUUUCAUCCAGUGGCAAAACAGGGCUUUCCUUAUUUCUCCUUGCUGUAAGAUCUACUCGAAGAACACCAUUUCUUUGGGAGAAGGCAGGAGCUGUGCAUAUCUCCACUCUGUGCUGUUUGCCAAGUGAUUCAGAGCACUUUCUGGAGCACCAGAUGGAAGGAAGAGCCACAUAUGUUUUGUUGGCUUCCGUGUUAUUUCUCUUUGUGCCAGGGGCAAAAAGUGACAAGUAACUGGUGAACAUUGCAGAGAGGUUGGCCAGUGGAGAAGCAGCUCCUGAUAGCUAUGCUCACAGUAUUCCAUUAGCAGCUGUCCGCUCUGAAGUGUGAAUCUGAAAACUCUCUUAAAGCUAUCAAGAGGAUCAUUGCUGCACAACCUUCUUUUCCCCCUCUGCUUCUAGUCUAUUAAACUUGCUUUGCUUGUUUCUCUGGCUAGGUCUGUAGACAACAGGGAUCUGGUGUCUUCUCUUCUUCAGGGAGUAUUAUCCUUGAUGCGAAUGCUGGGAUUGGGACUUUCCUUAGAUGGGAGCCCAUGGAAGCCAGCAGCCAUGCCAGUUCAAUCAGGCUUUGCAGUGCAUGAGAAAGACAAGUUGCUGUUUUUGCACAAAGUGGAGCUAGCUUGAAAGGAAUAUGAAGAACCCGGAAAAGUAACUUUUGGGGACUCUGAGAAGAUAGGGGUUCUUUUGCACUCUUCCCUGCUAUUUCACCCCUUUCUCAGAGACAGUCUCAUCCAAAAGAUAGGCUCCAAACCCUUCUGAAAACCAGGGAACCUUCUUGGGCUGUGGUGCUUUUUGUGUAAAGCUGUAUUGUGAUAGGUUCACUUUAUUUAUGCGCUGUGGUGGAGAUAAAGGUCCCCCCCCCGCCAAGCACAGUAAGUACAGUAGCUGUCUCAAAGAUCUACAAUCUGAUUUCCCCAGCCACUUUUCAACACAACUGCGGCAAAAUUGUAAGCAAAGAGCAUGGGGCCAAAAUGCCACCAAGAGGCAAUCGAGUUAUAAUUUAGCUGUGGGAGAUAAACCUUGGUAUCUGUGUUCAGUGGUUAGUGCUAGAAUUACAAACCUUGUUAAAUUGCACACAUUCAUCAUUCAUACAUUCACAUCAUUAAUGUGCAUUAAUUGUCUCCUCCCGCCACCCCGCACCCCUGCCAACAGCAGAAUAUCUGUGUUGAAAUGACCCAGUUGGUUUCUUCUUCAUUCCCACCAGAACAAGUAAAUUAAAUAGGGCCUGUUCAAAACAUAUUCCCCACCUAACUAGCCCAAAAAAACAACUACUCUGCAUCGUCCAAAAGAGGUGUCCUGCAGCAUGUGUUGUAUAAUGCCCCAAAGAUUUCUGGGACUCAUUUGUUGGAUUGCACAUAGUUUUUUCCCAUGCCACUAAAUAUUUGGAAGCCUGAGCAAGCACUUAGGUGUAUAUUUGAGACAAAUCAGUCUCAAUGGCAUCAAGAGGCUGUGGAGAAUAUUAUUAGUGAUGGCAAUUUUCUCAUCCACGCACCCCAGCACCUCUCCUAUCCUUGACUCAUUUUACUCUCUCCCAAUCUAUCUAGUAGCAGUCUUCUUCUCUUAACUCUCUUCAAGGGUAAGUGUGGGAUUCUUUUAGAAGUCCUGGCUUAGUGGCCCAUGGGCGCUUGGCUGACAUGCACCUUAUUGCCAACAACGGAUUGAUAACAUCUAGCCACCUUUUAAAAAUACUAUUAUUAAUAUUAAUAUUUUGCACACACUACUGUGCGGUUAUGGGAAGUGAUGGGGGAAAAUGCAUCACUAUCGGCUAGUUCUCCUGUCCUCAGAACCAGCCGGUAGGAAGCAGCUGCUUUUUUUUUUUUUAAUUUUGGAGGGGGAAAGAACCUUUUAUUUGUUUGCACUAUCUGUUGAACUGUCUCUUCUCCACCUCCUGCCAAUAGGGCAAAGUUACCAGGGCUGCAGAAAUAUGACAGACACAACCCAGCACAUGACCUUUAUCUUGUGCCCUAAAAAAUGUGCCAUGAUGAAGUGUAUAUAAACCCACUUGCAGAGCAAGUGAGAUCUUCUAGCAAAGGUAGUUUACAGGAGAUGAGUUUGUUGGUAUUUGCCCUCCCAGCUAGAAACAGUGGCAGAAAUCCUGCAUCAAGUGGAUAUAGCAUAACACUCUGUUCACUUUCCCUCUCAGUCCCUGGAAGUGACCACUUCAUCUAUUUCUUACUGAUGGGGAUGGUUGGGAAGGAGGAGGCAGUGCAGAGGGGGAAGAUUCAGUUGGUCUGGGCUCAUAGGUGGAAAAAAAUGAAGAUGUGUUGCAAGAUGGAGUGCAUGGUCCUUUUCUUUCCCCUCCGAACAAAGACCGACUUUUUCCUCCUCAGAAUUGCGUCUUCCCUUCCCACUAUUAAGGAGCAGCAGCUACUGCAGCCCUUCCUGGAGCUUGACAGCUGUGAUGGAAACAUUUUGGAUGGGGCAGAAAGGACAUGAGAACAGCCCUCCAUCCCCAAUCCAAAAAGAGAGAGACACGCACACGUAAACCACUAGCAGGAUUCUAACCAAUGUCUUGCUCUGUGCCAGUCUUUCUGGAGUGUUUCUCUUUCCCUUUGGGGCAGAAAAGGGUGACUGAUUGGAGGUGUGUAAAAAAUCAUUUUCAUUGUUCUCAAGAAAAUCUCAAUUCCCUGGGAGAACCUUUGUCAGCUGUUCAGACAGUGAGCCAGGUUUCAAGUUCCUGUUUGGAGCAAACAAAUAGGAGGUGGUUUUCAGUCUCGAUUCUCAUUUGAUUGGGCAUUUGGGGUUUUAAAGCUGGCUCCUCUGUUUAAGAAACCUGUAAGGGGGCAUCUGUCAUAUCGCUGCCCUUUUAAUCUUGCCCUACAAAUGCGGGGCUGGGAAUUGUUUUGUUUUACGCCCGCUCCUAGCAAGUCAAUCUCCAUCUUCUCGCAAAUGUCCAUCUUAACUUUUUUUUUUUCUUUUGCUUUCCUAAUUUAAACAAUGUAGCACAGUCCUUCUUUUCCCAUCAUGUAGAAUACUGCCUUAAACAGAUCUGUUUGGCUGUGUUUUCUUUUUCUUUUC